GCCAUUCGCAGCCACAACUGUCAAUCACCGAGUCCUGGCCGAUGAUUACUCGCCUGGUGAUUUCCGAUGAUCUCUAACAGUUCUCCUCCCUGUCAGCUUGGGCACACUGCUUUGGAUGGCUCAAUGUGCUUACAUUGAAGCACACUGAAAUGGCCCCCUAUGUAAAACACUCCCACCACACAGUUAACCCUUUGAGCACCACUCAUGUUAACCCCUUCCUGCCCAGUGCCAUUAGUACAGUGUCAGUGCUUUUUUUAGCACUGAUCACUGUAUUGGUGUCACUGGGGAUGUCAGUGACACCAAGUCAGUUCUCCCCAGUGUCAGAAUGCCCAUAACAGUCCCGCAGUCCCACUAUAAGUCGCUG
Molecule: messenger RNA, 364 nt
Organism: Staurois parvus
Lineage: Eukaryota; Metazoa; Chordata; Amphibia; Anura; Ranidae
Source: the annotation of a GenBank genome assembly